GUCGCUCCGUGGAGCCGCGGUGCUGGGCAGGCGCAGGGCCGGACGGAAUGAACCGAUUCUGGAUGUCGCUCGUAGAGCUGAGUCCGUGACAUUGUUCAGUGCCGGUGGCCGAGAGUGGCCGCUGUUGGACAGUCCGGGCUGACCGUCAGCUUCACACGGCAGUGCCUGUAACUGCAGGCCCGGGGCUCGGUCUUUGUCGAUUUAGUCGUGGAAGACGUUGAAAGGAUUUGGAAGCAACAUGUCGAUCAUGGGCCUAAAGAAGAAACAACCCAAAACCUUCAAAGUUAAGGUUAUCACCAUGGAUGCAGAGAUGGAAUUUAGCUGUGAGGUGAAAUGGAAAGGGAAGGAUUUAUUUGACUUGGUGUGUCGAACAAUUGGAUUGCGUGAAACCUGGUUCUUCGGCCUGCGAUAUGUCGUAAAAGACACAUAUGCGUGGCUGAAAAUGGAGAAAAGGGUAUUGGAUCAAGAGGUUCCUAAAGAGGAUCCAAUCACAUUUCAUUUCUUGGCCAAAUUUUACCCAGAAAAAGUAGAAGAAGAACUUGUCCAGGAAAUCACACAGCACCUCUUCUUUCUGCAGGUUAAGAAGCAGAUUUUGGAUGAAGAGAUUUACUGUUCCCCCGAGGCUUCAGUGUUGUUGGCAUCUUAUGCAGUUCAAGCUAAGUAUGGAGACUAUGAUCCUAAUUUUCAUAAACCUGGCUUCCUGGCUCAGGAUGAACUAUUACCUAAAAGAGUCCUUAAGCAAUAUCAAAUGACAGCAGAUAUGUGGGAAGAAAAAAUAACAGCUUGGUAUGCUGAGCACAGGGGAAUCACCAGAGAUGAAGCUGAAAUGGAAUAUUUGAAGAUUGCACAAGACCUAGAAAUGUAUGGAGUAAACUAUUUCCCGAUCACACAAAACAAAAAGGAUACAGACUUACUGCUUGGAGUUGAUGCACUUGGCCUUCAUAUCUACAUCCCUGAUAACAAACUUUCAUCAAAGAAGUCAUUUGCAUGGAGUGGGAUCAGAAACAUUUCCUAUAGUGAGAAAGAGUUUACUAUCAAACCUUUAGACAAAAAGGCAGAGGUUUUCAAAUUCUACUCCUCACAACUCCGAGUGAACAAACUGAUAUUACAGUUGUGUAUUGGAAACCAUGACCUGUUCAUGAGAAGAAGAAAAGUAGAUUCAAUUGAAGUCCAACAAAUGAAAGCUCAAGCUAGAGAAGAAAAAGCUAGAAAAAAGAUGGAACGCCAAAGAUUGGCCAGAGAAAAAAAGUUGAGGGAGGAGGCUGAACGAGCAAAGGAAGAUCUGGAGAGACGCCUUUACCAGUUACAGGAUGAGUCAAGGCUGGCCAAUGAAGCCCUGAUCCGAUCUGAGGAGACAGCUGAUUUACUUGCUGAGAAGGCACAGAUCGCAGAGGAGGAAGCCAAGCUGCUUGCUCAGAAGGCUGCAGAAGCCGAGCAGGAGAGGCAUAGGCUGGAGGUCACAGCCCUGAAGACUAAAGAGGAAAAACGUCUAAUUGAACAGAAGAUGCGAGAAGCUGAGCUGAUAGCUGUCAAGUUAGUGGAAGAUUCGGAGCGGAGAUCCAAGGAAGCAGAACAACUGAAGCAGGAUUUAAAUGAAGCCAGAGAGGCAGAGAGAAGAGCCAAGCACAGACUGUUGGAGAUUACAAAACCCAGUUAUCCAACGACCACUUCAUAUUCUGCUCAUCCACCAGCUGAUGUUGGUGAUCUGAACCUGGAAUCUGGAUCUUUUAAAUUUGACUUCAAAGACACAGAUAUGAAGCGACUCUCUAUGGAGAUAGAACGAGAACGUGUGGAGUACAUGGAGAAAAGCAAACACUUGCAAGAACAACUGAAGGAGCUAAAGACUGAGAUUGAAGCUCUGAAACUGGAAGAACGACAUGCUAACAUGGGUAUCUCUACCAAUGAAACAAUGAAAUUUGAUGAAAAUACUUACUCACCACUCAGUAAUCUUAAUCUGCAAAGUGUGACUGCCAAGACGCAAGUGGCCUUUCUAGAAGAACUAUAAUAUUAUUGAUAUUUGACUGUCCAGCCUGGGAAGUGGAAUUUGAUAAUGAUCUUUCUGCACUCCAGAGCCAUCACACAAUAAAAAGGCUGGAUUUAGCAAUGUGUUCUUAAUGAAUUUCAGCUGCUACUUUUAUCGGGGUUAUUGAUACUGCUUCAGUAUAUGCAAAUACAACCCACUUGAACACAAAGACAUAUUUUAGCCGUUCAGAAAACUACAUCGGAAUUGUGCUUACAAUUCCCAGUUUUAACACUAAACAUAGUCCCAUUUGCUGUUUACUUUAAAAAGCAGCAACUGUAUGCUGUCAAUGGUUCACUAAUUAAAUAGUUUACUCAACCGAAGCACGUCAGUAGCUUUUAAUCACUAUUUUCAUUGCUCUUCAUAUCUUUAUUUUUGUUACUGCACAAUAUCAUACUUUGUGUUUGAAUUGUUAAGUGUCCAGCUUUUUAUUUCAAAGAUGUUCAUCAGUUUAUACACUAUUAUGGUUAUUUCACAAUGCUUUGGUUGUUCUUUAUUAUUUAUGUUUAGAUUUUUUCUGGAUAAAUGUUUUAUACAGUCGUUGCAAGUAUAUAAUCACAACAAUUUAUUGGCUGCAUUCAAUUCAGUGACUAUUAGCUGUUGGAAUUCUAGUGCUUGUGAUAGGGAGGAUAUUAUGGCAUUUUUGUACUGUCACUAGACGAAGAGUUCAUAGACCCAGGCUAAUGUUCUGAGGAUGUGUUUAAAUCUCACCUUGGAAUCUGGUGGAAUUUAAACUCAGUUUAUAAAACAGAUCUCGGGAAUGAUGAUUCUUAAAUGCCCUUUGCAAUACCCAAGCAAACCUUUCAGUUCAAGGGCAGUUCAGGUUGGGCAACAAAUCUGGCCUUCCCAGUGACCCCAAAUCCCAUGAAAGAAUAACAUAGAACAGUACAGCACAGAACAGGCCCUUCAGCCCACAAUGUUGUGCCGACCAUUGAUCCUCAUGUAUGCACCCUCAAAUUUCUGUGACCAUAUACAUGUCCAGCAGUCUCUUAAAUGACCCCAAUGACCUUGCUUCCACAACUGCUGCUGGCAACGCAUUCCAUGCUCUCACAACUCUCUGCGUAAAGAACCUGCCUCUGACAUCCCCUCGAUACUUUCCACCAACCAGCUUAAAACUAUGACCCCUCGUGCUAGCCAUUUCUGCCCUGGGAAAUAGUCUCUGGCUAUCAACUCUAUCUAUGCCUCUCAUUAUCUUGUAUACCUCAAUUAGGUCCCCUCUCCUCCUCCAUUUCUCCAAUGAAAAGAGACCGAGCUCAGUCAACCUCUCUUCAUAAGAUAAGCCCUCCAGUCCAGGCAGCAUCCUGGUAAACCUCCUCUGAACCCUCUCCAAAGCAUCCACAUCUUUCCUAUAAUACGGCGACCAGAACUGGACGC
Molecule: messenger RNA, 3394 nt
Organism: Stegostoma tigrinum
Lineage: Eukaryota; Metazoa; Chordata; Chondrichthyes; Orectolobiformes; Stegostomatidae
Gene: nf2b
Product: NF2, moesin-ezrin-radixin like (MERLIN) tumor suppressor b
Exons: 17
Coding region: 239-2005 (588 amino acids)
Biological process (GO): regulation of gliogenesis; positive regulation of early endosome to late endosome transport; positive regulation of protein localization to early endosome
Cellular component (GO): plasma membrane; apical part of cell; filopodium
Molecular function (GO): cell adhesion molecule binding; actin binding
Source: RefSeq, a predicted model, not a curated record